Homo sapiens (human) is the source of this 6110-nucleotide messenger RNA. RefSeq names its product ribosomal protein S27 like (gene RPS27L). Gene Ontology annotation, biological process: translation. Gene Ontology annotation, cellular component: cytosol; ribosome. The coding region runs from base 73 to 327 and encodes 84 amino acids. Gene Ontology annotation, molecular function: structural constituent of ribosome. The record is from RefSeq and is marked reviewed. NCBI's taxonomy places the organism in Eukaryota, Metazoa, Chordata, Mammalia, Primates, Hominidae. The transcript has 4 exons.
GCAGAUCGCUUGCAGCUUGCUAGCUGUGUGGGCUGGGAGGUCUGGUAGGGCUGAGCUUGCAAGAGGAUCAACAUGCCUUUGGCUAGAGAUUUACUACAUCCGUCCUUGGAAGAGGAAAAGAAAAAACAUAAAAAGAAACGCCUAGUACAAAGUCCAAAUUCUUACUUUAUGGAUGUAAAAUGUCCAGGUUGCUACAAGAUCACCACGGUUUUCAGCCAUGCUCAGACAGUGGUUCUUUGUGUAGGUUGUUCAACAGUGUUGUGCCAGCCUACAGGAGGAAAGGCCAGACUCACAGAAGGGUGUUCAUUUAGAAGAAAGCAACACUAAUGAUUCAAACAGCUUCCUGAAUUUUAAUUUUGUGUUGUCUCACAGAAAGCCUUAUCAUAAAUUCCAUAAUUCUAAUUAAUUUACCAAGAUAAUGUAAUUACAUUUGGUUUUGUAAGGUAUACAGCAGUAAUCUCCUAUUUUGGUGUCAGUUUUUCAAUAAAGUUUUGAUUAUGGGCAAAUCCCCUCUUUUUCUUUUUUUAAAAUAUAUUUGAGUAUGCCAUACAUUUAUAUAUAUGGUGUAUAUGAAUUUGGUUUAAACAUUUUAAAAUUUAUUCUGAUUAGUUUGUGUCUUUUUUUUUUUUUUUGAGAGAGAGAGUCCUGCUCUGUCACUCAAGCUGGAGUGCAGUGGUGCGAUCUCGGCUCACUGCAACCUCCGCCUCCCAGGUCCAAGCAAUUCUCUUGCCUUGUCCUCCCAAGUAGCUGGGAUUAUAGGCACACACCACCAUGCCUGGCUAAUUUGUGUCUCAUUUUCAAGAGUAGAAACCCUAAAUAUUUUAUUUUCAUUCCUUUUCCAAAUUGCUAUGAAUGGGAUUAAAGGAUUACAGAUGUAAAGUCUAUUAUUUGUGAAUUCUAAAUGUAGUUCUGCUGUUGUACCUGUGGAAACAUCUUAAAGAAGUACAUAUUUUGCACGUCCUGCACGUGUACCCCAGAACUUAAACUAUAAUUAAAAAGAAUAGUUUCAAAAAAAUACAUAUUGAUCACAGUGUAAUGCCUUGGAUUUAUGUGGCCUUGCUAUACUACUAUAUAAUUUAGGACAGUAACUGCUAGCUGGGGUGUGAGUUAUUUAUUGGAAGCUCCUUUUUAGGGUAGAAAAUUUGAGGAGAAAUCUGAAGUGGCAUGAUUUACCCGCAGAAGUCCUGGUUGGGGAUAGUAGAUGGUGUUGAAUUCUCUGGCCCAGAUAGGUGAGCACUCCUGACUACAGAUGUGUGUUGAGUGGUUCUGGUGCCUGCCUCAUUGUCAUUUUCAUAGUUUAUGAAGUAAUCCUGGGGAGCUGAGACGGGGAGUGUAUCCACUCACUAUACAACUCCUCAUUGGACUAGGAAGAUAGUCCAGUUUCUACUCUGCUUCUAUUUGAUUUGUUACCUUGUGGCAGGUAUUUAAAACAGGCAUUUCCUAUCAACAGGUAGGCCUCUAAUGUGAGCAACUGAUCCUCUUACAUACUGCUUAAAUCAGAGAACUGUUGCACAAGAACUAAAGAAUGAUGGCAAGUUUGGGGUGUAUAUAGUUGUAUAAGGAAGGCUGGGCGCAGUGGCUCACACCUGUAAUCCCAGCACUUUGGGAGCCUGAGGCAGGUGGAUCACCUGAGGUCGGGAGUUCAAGACCAGCCUGACCAACAUGGAAAAACCCCGUCUCUACUAAAAAUGCAAAAUUAGCUGGGCGUGGUGGUGCAUGCCUGUAAUCUCAGCUAACUCGGGAGGCUGAGGCAGGAGAAUUCGCUUGAACCUGGGAGGUGGAGGUUGUGGUGAGCCAAGAUCGUGCCAUUGCACUCUAGCCUGGGCAACAAGCACGAAACUCCGUCUCAAAAAAAAAAAGAAAAAAAAAAUAUAUAUAUAUACAUAUAUAUGUAGAUGACCCAGAGAUUCUCAGACUUUUAGUUUCUGACAUCAUUAGAAUCUCAGUAAUUUUUUUCAGGCCAUUCCUUGGCCAAAAGAAAUACCUAACAGUUACAUUUAUUAACUUAUGUUCUAACAACUCUAGUAGCCAUUUGAAAAAAACUAUACACACACAAGAGCAAAAGUGAUGUGAUGAUUUUUUUAAAAAUAGAGACAGUGUCUUGGCUCUAUUGCCCAGGUUGGAGGGUCAUAGCUCAUUGUGACCUCAAACUCCUGGGCUCAAGCAAGCCUCCCACCUCUGCCUCCUGAGUAGCGGAGACUUCAGGCACGUGCCACCACGCCCGCCUAAUUUUUUUGUAGAGAUGGGGCUCUGGCUGUGUUGCCCAGGCUGUAAGGAACUCCUGGCCUCAGGUGAUCUGCCUUGGCCUACCAAAGUGCUGGGAUUACAGGUGUGAGCCACUGUGCCCAGCCUGAUGUGAUAAUUUUUAUCUCAUCCUUAAAUCAUCACAGUUACUAAUGGAAUGUGUGUGCCUUUUGGGCUCCAUACAGUUUCUCAAAAUUGAAAUCAGAUUGGACACCAUUGUCCUUAUUUCUUCCACAUUGAUUUUUGCAUGGUGCUUUUUGUCAUAGCAGUGGCUCCAAACCCAGCUUCACAAGGAUAGGAUGCCAUCAAAGGGAAUGUAGUGCCAUAUCAUAUUGAAACUGAACUUCCUGGAACUAGUAGUUUAUACAAAAGAUGCGUCAGUGUCAAGUGUUUUUCCUGAGGUACUCCAAGGCACUUCAGCUUGCACAGUUUAGGAUACUUGGCUAUAAGGAGAGACAGUGGGAUGACAGCUUUUGAUGAGAAGGAAUCAAACCUAUGAUGAGGACUAAUCUAACAAACCCUGAAAAUUCCCUUGGAAGUAUUUUUUAAAAAAGGAUUAUACUUUAAAGACCACAUCUAAGGGCUGGGCGCGGUGGCUCACACCUAUAAUCCCAGCAGUUUGGGAGGCUGAGGCAGGCAGAUCACUUGCAGUCAGGAGUUCGAGACCAGCCUGGCCAACACAGUGAAACCCCGUCUCUACUAAACAUACAAAAAUUAGCUGGGCGUGGUGGUGUACACCUGUAGUCCCAGCUACUUGGGAGGCUGAGGCACAAGAAUUGCUUGAAACCAGGAGGCAGAGGUUGCAGUGAGCCAAAAUCGCACCACUGCACUUCAGCCUGGGUGACAGCGUGAAGCUGUGUCUCAAAGAAAGAACACAUCUAAGGAUUUACAUGGCAUUGGGAAACGAAUGGUGUAUUAAGUUUUACUUUAUUAUUAAUCUAGAUGGUAUUACUGGUUUUGAAAAGUGCUGAAUAGGACACCAGGACUUUCCCAAACUUCAGGGUCAGCCACAUACAUUAUUAUAUACUGAAUGUUUUAAAUAUUAUUUAUAUUGACUUCAUAUUUUAAUGUAAAUAUAUUUGUAAAGGAAACCUUCCAUAAACUUAAUAUAAAUUUAUUUUUAGGGGAAGGCUUCCUAAAUGGAAAAACCAGUUACAUAAAGAUAGCUAAAAAUAGGCCGGGCGCAGUGGCUCACGCCUAUAAUCCCAGCACUUUGGGAGGCCGAGGCGGGUGGAUCACGAGGUCAGGAGAUCGAGACCACCCUGGCUAACACGGUGUAACCCCGUCUCUACUAAAAAUACAAAAAAUUAGCCGGGCAUGGUGGUGGGCGCCUGUAGUCCCAGCUACUUGGGAGGCUGAGGCAGGAGAAUGGCGUGAACCUGGGAGGCGGAGCUUGCAGUGAGCCAAGAUCACGCCUCUGCACUCCAGCCUGGGUGACAGAGCAAGACUCCAGCUCAAGAAAAAAAUAAAUAAGCUAAAAAUAAAAUGAAAUUCUUGGCUUCUGGCCUGAUGAGAUGACAAAUGGUUUUGUGUCUGGUCGUUCCUGUAAGUCAUCUGAUAAAGCUCUAAUUCCUUUCUGUUUUAUUUUUCUGGAGAUAUGAUUCAGAUACUAUAAAAUCCAAACUUCUGUGAUGUAAAAGUCAGUAGUUUUUACUAUAUUUACAAGGUUGUGCAACCAUUACUACUGUCUAAUCCCAGACCAUUUUCAUCACCUUAGAAAGAAACUUCAUACCUAUCAGCAUUCACUCCCUAUUCUUCCCUCCUCUCAGCCAUUGGCAGCCACUAAGCUACUUUUGUCUCCAUGGAUUUGCUUCUUCUCAAUAUUUCAUAUAAUGCUAUUUCGUAUAAAUGGAAUCACAUGGUAUGUAGCUUCUGUAUGUUUCACUUAGCAUAAUGUUUUCAAGGGCUGUCCAUGCUGUUGCAUGUAUCAAUAUUUCAUUCCUUUUUUUGACAAUAUUCUGUGUAAUAAUAUACAAUGUUUAUCCAUUCAUCAGUUGAUAGAUACUUAGAGUGUUUUCACUUUUUAUUUAUUUAUUUUUGAGAUGGAGUCUUGCUCUGUUCCCUAGGUGGAGUGCAGUGGCGUGAUCUCAGCUCACUGCAACCUCCUCCACCUCCCAGGCUUGAGUGACCCUCUGGCCUCAGCCUCCCGAGUAGCUGGAACUACAGGCACGUGCCACCACACCCCGCUAAUUUUUUGUAUUUUUUGUAGAGAUGGGGUUUCGCCAUGUUGCCCAGGCUGGUCUUGAACUCCUUGCCUCAGGCCAUCCGCCCACCUCAGCCUCCCAAAGUGCUGGCAUUACAGGUGUGAGCCACUGCAUCCGGCCAAAUAAAGUAUUCUUAAUGACAUCUGCAAAAUCCAUUUUGCUAUGUAAGGUAACAUAUUCGUAGGUUCUGGGGAUUAGGGUGUGGGAAUCUUUAGAGGGCCAUUAUUCUGCUACCACAGAAUAUAAAGUUGUAAAAUUCUACCCCAUAUUUGGAAACUGAGAUUCUUAAAUUAUGUCUUUGUAAUUCUCUUUUUUCUUUUUCUUUCUUUUUUUUUUUUUUUUUUGAGACGGAGUCUUGCUCCGUCGCCCAGGCUGAAGUGCAGUGGCGCAAUCUCAGUUCACCGCAAGCUCCUCCUCCUGGGUUCACGCCAUUCUCCUGCCUCAGCCUCCAGAGUACCUGAGACUACAGGCGUGUGCCACCACGCCGGGCUAAUUUUUUUAAAGUAUUUUUAGUAGAGAUGGGGUUUCACCGUGUUAGCCAGGAUGGUCUCGAUCUGCUGACCUCGUGAUCCGCCUGCCUCGGCCUCUCAUGUCUUCGUAAUUUUCCAUGGAAAAAAACUUAAAUCUUUGGAAGGAAUAGAGUACAUUAUUGCAUUUUACAAAGAAAAGGAUAACUUUUAUAGAAUAAUGACCUUGUAUUCUUUUAGGAUUUUACAGCUACUUUUUCACAACUAUAGGCAUAGAAAAUGACAUCAGGGGCCGGGCGCGGUGGCUCACGCCUGUAAUCCCAACACUUUGGGAGGCCCAGGCGGCGGAUCACGAGGUCGAGAUUGAGACCAUCCUGGCCAACAUGAUGAAACCGCGUCUCUGCUAAAAAUACAAAAAUUAGCUGGGCGUGGUGUCGGGCGCCUGUAGUCCCAGCUACUCGGGAGGCUGAGGCAGGAGAAUUGCUUGAACCUGGGAGGCGGAGCUUGCAGUGAGCCCAGAUCGUACCACUGCACUCCAGCCUGGGCGACAGAGCAAGACUGUCUCAGAAAAAAAAAAAAAAAAAAAAAAAAGAAAUGACAUCAGGUCAUGGUGUUUGCUAUUGAUCGACACUUAAAUAGCCUUUGAAUUUUGUUUCAAAGGAGAUGCCAGAAUUGCAAAUUUUCUCUGCUGAUUUGUGUCCUACUGAUUCUGGCUCGCUUUCCCCCUACACUACUAGGGCUACUCUCACUUUCACACCUAGCAAAACUUCACCUUUCAAAGAAUUUAGGCAGAAUAGUCCUAAUUUAGUUAAUAAGCUUUCAUUUUAAAUCUUAGGGAAGCAGUGUUAGUUUCAGUUAUUCUAUAGGAACAGAAAUUGGAGCUGCCACAGCCUUUUGAACCAGAGCCCGGCAGACCCUCAGCUUCAGCCCUGCUCAGUGUUUUGUGUCUAUGAAAGUCUUUUUAAUUUUCUCAUUACACAUUUUAUAUAUCAUGCUAUGUAUUUAGAACAGAGGGGUUGUGUAAGAUUAUGACUCUAUGUUCUUUAUCUUGUCUUUGUAUUAAUUUGAAGUUGUGUUUUUUCUUUAUUUGUAGCCAACUAAUUAAAAUACCAACAUAUUUAUUUUUAUUCAUUUUUAUGUGACAAACUUUUAAACUGAAGACUGCAUCAAUAAAAUUGCAUGCCAUUAAAUAUGA